AUGAGCACACCCCUCGUCUUGGGCCUCGGCGUGGCCGCCGCUGCGUUUGUGGGCAAGCAGGCGGUGCAGCAGUAUGUGAAGCUGAGGGCACGCCCCCCCAGCAUCCGCGCCUUCUAUAAGGGCGGCUUUGCCCCUACCAUGGACCGGCGGGAAGCGUCGCUGAUCCUUGGGCUGCGGGAGAGCGCGGGGGAGGAGAAGGUCAAGGACGCCCACCGCCGCAUCAUGAUCGCCAACCACCCGGACUCUGGCGGCAGCAGCUUCAUUGCAGCAAAGGUGAACGAGGCAAAGGACAUCCUGCUGGGCAAAAAAAAGAAGUCAGGGUCUGUCUUCUAG
Monoraphidium neglectum is the source of this 333-nucleotide messenger RNA. Its product is annotated as putative import inner membrane translocase subunit TIM14. Gene Ontology annotation, biological process: protein import into mitochondrial matrix. The transcript is spliced from 4 exons. Gene Ontology annotation, cellular component: PAM complex, Tim23 associated import motor. The record is from RefSeq and is a predicted model, not a curated record. The coding region runs from base 1 to 333 and encodes 110 amino acids. Gene Ontology annotation, molecular function: ATPase activator activity. NCBI's taxonomy places the organism in Eukaryota, Viridiplantae, Chlorophyta, Chlorophyceae, Sphaeropleales, Selenastraceae.